Molecule: messenger RNA, 2046 nt
Organism: Rasamsonia emersonii CBS 393.64
Lineage: Eukaryota; Fungi; Ascomycota; Eurotiomycetes; Eurotiales; Trichocomaceae
Product: Diamine oxidase
Exons: 5
Coding region: 1-2046 (681 amino acids)
Biological process (GO): amine metabolic process
Molecular function (GO): primary methylamine oxidase activity; quinone binding; copper ion binding
Source: RefSeq, a predicted model, not a curated record
AUGCGUCAUCCACUGGAGAUUUUGUCGGUGGACGAAGCCAACGUCGCCAGAGAUGUCAUCCGCGCCUCUUAUCCCGGCAAGGUCAUCUUCUUCCGCCAGAUCUUUCUCCAGGAACCGCCCAAGGCAGAGCUCACCAAGUUUCUGGCGCUGGAGCACUCCGGAACACUCAGCCAGACCAGCCCCCGUCCAGCGCGUCUGGCCAAGUGUCAGUACGAUGUCAUUGGCUCUGACAAAGUCCCUGCGUAUCACGAAUCGCUCGUGGACGUUGAAAAGAGGCAGCGCGUGCACCACCUCGUCGUUGGGAAACAUCACCAUGCUAGUUUGACACUAGCAGAGUUCGACAUCCUUAUUGAGGUCUGCAAAACUUCGCCCAAAUUCCAGGAAGCUCUCGCCGAGUUCAAGCUCCCAGAUGGAUUUGAAAUCGUCAUCGAUCCGUGGCCGUAUGGCGGCUUGGAUCGGGAGGACGAGGAUCGACGUUACUUUCAAGGACUGGUCUUUGCGCAAGACACACGGUCCAAGAACCCAGACUCCAACUUUUACGCAUACCCGUUGCCCAUCAUCCCCGUCAUGGAUGUGCAUAAGCGCGAGAUUAUCCGGGUCGAUAGACCAGCAACCGGUGGGAAAGGUGAUGGCCUGACGGACCAGACUUUCCCUGAAGACAUCAUCGGUCAUUGCAAGCCGGGUGAAUAUAUCCCCGAACUGUUGGAGAAACCCACGAGGAAGGACCUGAAGCCACUCAAUGUUCUCCAGCCGGAAGGUCCGUCGUUUCGAGUCACGGAUGAGUCUCUGGUGGAAUGGCAGAAGUGGCGAUUCAGGGUUGGGUUCAACUCUCGCGAAGGUGCAACCAUUCAUGAUGUCUGGUACGAUGGGCGAAGUGUGCUUUACCGGCUCAGUAUCAGCGAGAUGACGGUUCCUUAUGCGGACCCGAGGCCACCGUACCAUCGCAAGCAGGCUUUUGAUUUUGGUGAUGGUGGUGCCGGUAAUUGCGCGAACAACCUAUCCCUGGGUUGUGAUUGCUUGGGUGUCAUUAAGAGAGAUGUGUCUGAUGGGGGUUUCUGGCAACAGUACUUCGAUGGUGUUGUCACGGAGAGCGAUGGGACGGCCAAGGUGUCGCCAAACGUGAUCUGUCUUCAUGAACAGGACAAUGGCAUCGGCUGGAAGCACACGAAUUGGAGAACGGGACGUGCCGUGGUUGUGCGGAACAGGGAGCUUGUGGUGCAGUUCAUCGUCACGCUGGCCAACUACGAGUAUGUUUUCGCCUACAGGUUCGACCAGGCCGGCUGCAUCACCGUCGAAACCAGAGCGACUGGCAUUCUCAGUGUGGUAAGCAUUGAUCCGGGCAAGCGAAGUGACUAUGGAAAUGUUGUGAGCAGCGGGGUGCUGGCCCAGAAUCACCAGCACCUCUUCUGCGUGCGAAUCGACCCUGCCAUCGACGGCCACGAGAAUACGGUAUACCUGGAGGAGUCGCACCCGGUGAGGAUGAACCAGGCCACCAACCCAGCUGGUAAUCUGUACGAAGUCCGAAACACUGCCGUGCAGCGGUCCAGCUGGUUAGACGCCGCUCCGGAGCUCAAUCGGGUCAUCAAGAUGGUGAAUCCCAACAAGAUCAACCCCAUCAGCGGAAACCCGGUGGGCUAUAAAUUCACGCCCCUCGCAACACAGCUUCUCCUGGCGGACCCGGAGUCGACUCAGGCUCGGCGAGCCCAGUUCGCGCAACAUCACGUGUGGGUGACGAAAUACCACGAUGGUGAACUCUACGCUGGUGGUCGAUAUACGCUCCAGAGCCAGAGCGAGGUCGAUGGGGUGUCUGACGCGGUCAAACGGGGCGAUCUGGUCCAGAACGAAGACAUUGUCGUCUGGAGUGUGUUUGGCAUCACCCACAAUCCCCGGAUUGAAGAUUGGCCCGUGAUGCCAGUUGAGACAUAUCAAAUCACGAUCCGUCCUGUGGAUUUCUUCCAGGAGAAUCCGUCUAUCGAUGUGCCGUCGAAUAAGAACCUGUGCUCGACACUGGUUACUUCAGAAUGCUGUACUAAGCCUAACAUGUGA